GAUCUGUCAAGCGGCGCUAUGAUGGCUGAUCAGCCCACGGAACCAUACCACUUCCACAUCUACAGCCACAAGCACAACUGCCACGUGACAGUUACCAAGCCCAACCGCGACGCCAUUGUAUCGCUGUCUUGCGGCAAUCUAGGGUUCAGAAAGAGUCAGAGGAAGACCUACGACUCGGCAUAUCAGCUGGGCGCCUAUGUCAUCGAUAAACUUCAGCAGGCUGGCUGGCACAACAAAAUUGACAAGAUGGAGGUGUCAUUGAGAGGAUUCGGACCGGGGAGGGAGGCGGUAACAAAGGUCUUGCUGGGUACUGAGGGAAAACUGCUGAGAGACAAGAUCGUGAAGGUAUCCGACUCAACCAGGCUGAAAUUUGGCGGUACGAGGAGUAAGCGGCCAAGGCGUCUGGGUUAA
Messenger RNA from Cryphonectria parasitica EP155, 411 nucleotides. RefSeq names its product translational machinery component. Gene Ontology annotation, molecular function: small ribosomal subunit rRNA binding; structural constituent of ribosome; mRNA 5'-UTR binding. NCBI's taxonomy places the organism in Eukaryota, Fungi, Ascomycota, Sordariomycetes, Diaporthales, Cryphonectriaceae. The transcript has a single exon. The record is from RefSeq and is a predicted model, not a curated record. Gene Ontology annotation, biological process: maturation of SSU-rRNA from tricistronic rRNA transcript (SSU-rRNA, 5.8S rRNA, LSU-rRNA); ribosomal small subunit assembly; translation. The annotation marks the transcript as partial. Gene Ontology annotation, cellular component: mitochondrial small ribosomal subunit; ribosome.